Molecule: messenger RNA, 497 nt
Organism: Microplitis mediator
Lineage: Eukaryota; Metazoa; Arthropoda; Insecta; Hymenoptera; Braconidae
Gene: Rpb11
Product: DNA-directed RNA polymerase II subunit RPB11
Exons: 4
Coding region: 105-458 (117 amino acids)
Biological process (GO): transcription by RNA polymerase II
Cellular component (GO): RNA polymerase II, core complex
Molecular function (GO): DNA binding; protein dimerization activity
Source: RefSeq, a predicted model, not a curated record
CUAGAUGUCACCACCCGCGCGUUCAUAUUUUUGUUAUUGAAAAUUAAAGUUCGGAUCCAUCAGCAGUCAGUUUUUUAAAUAAAUAUUAAAGUUAUUGUUCAAAAAUGAACGCGCCACCAACAUUCGAGUCAUUUCUUCUCUACGAAGGAGAAAAGAAAAUCAUCAAGGAGCAGGAUACCAAAGUACCGAAUGCUGCGAUUUUUACUGUCAACAAAGAGGAUCAUACUCUAGGGAACAUGAUCAGGAACCAAUUGCUCAAGGACCCGCACGUUUUAUUCGCCGGUUACAAGGUCCCUCAUCCUCUGGAGCAUAAAUUUGUGAUAAGAAUUCAAACUACGUCUGACUACACACCUCACGAAGCUUUCAUGCAUGCGAUUACUGAUCUUAUUGCUGAACUCUCGCUCUUUGAAGAAAGAUUUAAGGAUGCCAUCAAAGAGAAAAAAGAAGGACUAGAUUAAACUGUACGUUAAUUUAAAAUAAAUAAUUUCUUUUCUAAA